GGCACUCUGACGGGCACAUUUAUAUUAAGGGGCACUGAUGGGCACAUUCAUAUUAAGGGGCACUCUGAUGAGCACAUUUAUAUUAAGGGGCACUCUGAUGAGCAUUUUUUAUGUCAAGGGGCACUCUGACAGGCACAUUUUAUGUUCAGGGGGCACAAAUGGGCACAUACUGUGGAAAGGGGCACUCUGAUGGGCACAUGUGAUGGAAAGGGGCACUCUGAUGGGGAAAUCUGAUGCAAAGGUGCACUCUGAUGGGCACCCUUGAUGUGAUGGGAAUAUAUGAUGUAAAGUUGCACUCUGAUGGCGACAUCUAAUGUAAAGGGGCACACUGAUGGGCACA
Molecule: messenger RNA, 340 nt
Organism: Staurois parvus
Lineage: Eukaryota; Metazoa; Chordata; Amphibia; Anura; Ranidae
Source: the annotation of a GenBank genome assembly